AUGUUGAACAUGUCGACCCCCAGCGAGCUCAAGUCUCCGUGUGUCCCGAGGAACGGCAUGGUCAAGCUCCCCCCUCAGCCCAACGGUCUGGGCAGCGCCAGCAUCACCAAGGGCACGCCCGCCGCCAAGAACCGUCUGUGCCAGUCCUCCUCCGUGCCCGGCAUCCUACCCCCGCCUUCCCUGCCCUACCACCUGGACACCCUCAACCCCCUGGGCUCCUUGCCCACCGCAGCUUCUCUCCUGGGUCCAGACCUGGACCACAGCCCCCUGAUGGCCCUCAAACCCCCGCUGCGCCAGGUCCCCCUCACCUUACCCAAGCCUCACCUUCCCCUCACCCUGCCUCUGACCCUUCUGCUGCCCCUGGAGCGCCAGCUGGCCCUGGAUGAGAAGCUGCUCAACAGGCUGCUGUGGUACUUCACCACGGCUGAGAAGUGUGUCCUGGCCCAGGUGUGUAGGACCUGGAGGAAGGUGCUGUACCAGCCUAAGUUCUGGGAGGGUGUCACGCCCAUCCUCCACGCCAAGGAGCUGUACGCCCUGCUCCCCAGCGGAGAGAAGGAGUUUGUCAGCCUGCAGGCCUUCGCUCUCAGGGGGUUCCAGGCAUUCUGUCUGGUGGGAGUUUCGGACCUGGAUAUUUGUGAGUUCAUUGAUAACUACCCCCUGUCCAAGAAGGGGGUGAAGUCGGUCAGUCUGAAGAGGUCCACCAUCACAGACGCAGGCCUGGAGGUGAUGCUGGAACAGAUGCAGGGUCUAAUGCACCUGGAGUUGGCCGGUUGUAAUGACUUCACGGAGGCCGGUCUGUGGUCCAGCCUGAACGCACGGCUCACCUCGCUCAGCGUCAGCGACUGUAUCAACGUAGCAGACGACGCCAUCGCUGCCAUCUCACAGCUACUGCCCAACCUGUCAGAGCUCAGCCUGCAGGCCUACCACGUAACCGACACAGCCAUGGCUUACUUCACAGCCAAACAGGGCUACACCACUCACACACUGCGUCUCCACUCGUGUUGGGAGAUCACCAACCACGGUGUGGUUAACAUGGUCCACAGCUUGCCCAACCUCACGGCUCUGAGCCUGUCAGGCUGCUCUAAAAUCACUGAUGACGGGGUGGAGCUGGUAGCAGAGAACCUGAGGAAGCUGCGGAGCCUGGACCUCUCCUGGUGCCCACGCAUCACUGACAUGGCCCUGGAGUACAUCGCCUGUGACCUCCACAAACUAGAGGAGCUGGUACUGGACAGAUGUGUGAGGGUAACAGAUACAGGUCUAGGUUACCUGUCCACCAUGUCUUCUUUGAGGAGUCUCUACCUGCGCUGGUGCUGUCAGGUGCAGGACUUUGGGCUACAGCACCUGUUUGGCAUGAGGAGUCUGCGUCUUCUCUCUCUCGCAGGUUGUCCACUCCUAACCACUACAGGUCUAUCUGGUUUGAUCCAGAUCCAGGAUCUAGAGGAGUUGGAGUUGACCAACUGUCCUGGAGCCACAGCUGAACUCUUCAAGUACUACUCACAACACCUGGCACGCUGCAUGGUCAUCGAGUAG
Messenger RNA from Salvelinus namaycush (lake trout), 1530 nucleotides. It is a transcript of the gene fbxl16, whose product is annotated as F-box and leucine-rich repeat protein 16. Bases 1 to 1530 code for a protein of 509 amino acids. Gene Ontology annotation, biological process: SCF-dependent proteasomal ubiquitin-dependent protein catabolic process. The transcript is spliced from 6 exons. Gene Ontology annotation, molecular function: protein binding. The record is from RefSeq and is a predicted model, not a curated record. Gene Ontology annotation, cellular component: SCF ubiquitin ligase complex. NCBI's taxonomy places the organism in Eukaryota, Metazoa, Chordata, Actinopteri, Salmoniformes, Salmonidae.